Cercopithifilaria johnstoni is the source of this 420-nucleotide messenger RNA. NCBI's taxonomy places the organism in Eukaryota, Metazoa, Nematoda, Chromadorea, Rhabditida, Onchocercidae. The record is from the annotation of a GenBank genome assembly.
AUGUCUAAUUUUAGACGUCUAAACGAGUGCUCGUUGCGCAAUAGCGAGCACAAUUUGCAAAUGAUGCGAACAAGUUGUAUAAAUGAACAACAACAACAACAGCAACAACAGCGACUGCGACAGCCCGAUAUUCGAGAUAUUACUACUAUUCAAUUACGGCAUAUGUCGGAACCAAAUGUAAAUAUGAUAAACGAUCGUAGAGCGCAAGAACGAUAUUUACAAUAUAUGUCAAAAAGAAACGAUAAUGUUAUGUAUCGAAAAAAUGGUAAUAUCAAUGAUGACGAUGAUCAUGAUGAUAAUGAUAAUGAUAAGAGUGAACAGAAUAACAGUAGUAAAUGGGAGGAAUGGAUGAGAAAUCAACCGAUUAGUGUUCUUCGAUUGGAUCGAACGGAACGAUUAGUUCUAAAAAUUGGAGGUUAG